GAUCCCAAAAUGAAUAACGAGGUUUUUCCUUGCGACUAAACAUUUGUAUAUAUGGGACAGAUUGGCGAAUACAACUUGUGAAAGCGUAUUGAAUCCAUUGCUAGCAAACACGUUGUCAAAACAAGGCGGUGUCCUCGAUACCAUUGGAGAACAGCAGUGGAUUCGCUCAAAAGUCGACCCGCAAUCAUGAGUUUCCAGACAUUUGUAACGUUUACUGUUCUUAUUCUGUCUGUUAAUGAAUCCUUCUUCAAACAAACCGCACAGGAACAUGUGUGUUCUCCGUGCCGUUGCUAUAACGUCACUGCAGAUUGUAGCAACCGGAACAUAACAAAAGUACCGGCCUUGCGCAGCAACAUUACACAAAUCAUUCUUUCUCAAAACAACUUGACUACAGUUACAAGGAAGAUAUUUGAGAGGGUUAAAACGCUUAAUAUUACAACGAUAAAGCUUGAUUACUGUAAAGUAACUGCUAUUUCCAAUGACGCAUUUCUGGAUUUUCAACAAUUAAAACACUUAAGCAUGAGUGGAAAUCAGAAACUCCCUUUCAUGAAACUAUCUCACGCGUUGGUAAAUAUAAACCUUAGCCAUUUAAGCCUGGACGAUGCGGGGAUUAGAAACAAACUUGACGUCGUGUUCAUGCCUUUCAAACACGUUAGUAAGCUCAGUCUCCGAGGAAAUAUGAUCGAAAACUUCAAUGCUACGUUAUUUUCCGACGGAUUUCCUUCUCUUAAUAUUCUCGACCUAGCAAACAAUAACUUACAAACGUUUCCGUUCACAGCCAAUUUGAGUCAAAUCGAGAUCUUGAAUUUAACGGAAAACAAAAUAGAGUCGACAAAUCUCCAUUUCUGUGCGGACGGAUCGGUUCUUUCAAACGGGCUACGUGUGUUGGAUCUCUCCUGGAACUUCCUGUCUAACAUUUCAGCUUUCAAGUCAGAAGGGCAUUGUCUUUUGAGUCUGCAGAGCUUAAUUUUAAGUAAUAACUAUCACAUUUUUAAAAUUCCCGAUAACGUCUUCUCCAGGCUUCCCCGAAUCAACAAAAUCCUCCUCAAGUAUGUAAGCAGUAAAAUCGAUAUUGAUCCGCUCGCCUUCAACGUAUCAACAUUAUUGGAACUGCGUCUUACCACUAGUGAACAGCUGAAUUUACAGCCGAAACAUGUCAACAUGUUCAAGUUAUGCCCGAAUUUACAUACACUACAUUUAACAAAUGUUAUUUUCCCAAAAAUACACGACAAUCUUACCGAAAUGUUUUCGAGUUUAGUCAAAAUGGAAGAUUUUAAAAUCAAACGUGGAAUUGUACGUGACAUUUCUUUUCUAUCGACAAUGGAACAUUUGACAAAACUUGAUAUGCUUGGUAAUUAUAUACAAGGGUGGAAGCCCGAAAUUUUCAGUGAUAAACCUUUGACAGAAAUCAUUCUCUCCGCAAACCAAAUCGCCGUGUUUAACCAAAGCUCAUUUCCUCAGCAUAUCUGGGAUAAUUUAAAAUAUUUUUCCGCUUCAAGUAAUCCAUUUGUAUGCACGUGUAACCUGUUAUGGUUUAAGGAUUGGUUAGAUGACAACAGGAACAAGCUUUCUACAAAUUAUCCAGAGUUGUACCAGUGUUUAUACCCUGACGAAUGGAAGACAAAGACUAUUGCCCAAUUUGAACCGGAAAAAUAUGAAUGUCAACCCGCUGUAAGCGCGCUAGUUGUGAUAGGGAUCGGGUUAGGCUGUUUAGCAGGUGUGUUCCUGCUGAUAGCUUUCAUUGUUUACAAAGGACGUUAUCAUAUCAAACACAGAAUGCUACUCGUCCGCUCUCUGCAACCGUACGACCGUCUUCCAGACGGCGAAGAAUUUGUGUAUGACGCAUUCGUCGCUCACCACGUGGAAAAUAGAGUCUGGGUUAUAAACCAUCUUCUGCCCUUCCUCGAGAAACAGAGGAAGCUGCGUCUUUGUAUCCACGAAAGGGAUUUCCUUCCCGGAAAUUUUAUUGCCGACAACAUCGUUAACAAUAUGAAGGUGAGCCGGAAAGUGAUAUUGGUUUUCUCUGAAGACUUUGCGGACAGUGAGUGGUGCCUCUUCGAGGCAACGACCGCCUACAACAGGAUUAUAGCGGAGGGAGCAUCCUCUGUUGUUAUCAUAAUGCUUGAGGACAUUAGACACCGGCCCGUCGAUAAUACUAUUAGGAACCUCCUCCUCGCCAUCACCUAUAUAGAAUGGGGAAAUGAUAGGAAUCGUCAACCAGAAUUCUUUCGGAAACUUCUCGAUGCCCUCCAGUGAUGUACUCGUAUUUCUUACACAACAGUUGGUAUUUCAGCUCAUUUAAACGGACUUGAACAUUUAAGAGUGGGUUAUAAAGUUCAGAAUUUGCAUUUACGAAAUUUACAGAAUAGAAUGUCAGCGUGGAUGCAGACAGUGAUCUUGUUCCAUCCUGCUGCUACUACUGCAAAACUAGAUCUGGCGUGGCCAAAUGCACCAAUCGAUAGCAAUAGAGGGUAAUUUCCUCUGACCCUGACACCAGACUUAGACAAUUUUAUAGAUAGAUGUAGACUACGACACAACAAAUACCUCACAUAUAUCGAUAAAUGGAUUAUGUAUUGAUCGAAAUCCGCUCUUAUUAUCACAGGAUAAUCAGCUGCUAAAUUCCGUCAGUAGAGUCUACGGUUUUAAAUCGUUCAGAACACCCCAGCUGGACGAACGCCAAUAGUGUAGGUCACGGUACUGACUUAUCAACAAGCCGCACUGAUCCGGACCGAAAACCAAAUGUAUCAGACUUUUUUAGAAGAUUUCCGGACCGCCUCUUUGUGUUGAUUAUAUUUGGUUUUGUAACUUUAUCUCAUUUGUACGUAAUUCGGUUUAUUUUUAUUUCAUUAUUUCAUGUACUUUAGGACAGGAAACGUCUAUUUCAUAUUUCGAAAAUAUUAGAACGGGAAUCAAUGUGAUAUCCCCGACUCCUCUCAAGUAAGUACUCAUACAAAUGAUGAUCUUUGCAAGGAGAGCGCUAAAGAACAAACCGUGUGAAAUUGGUUGAAAGUGAACUAUCUUCUGAAGUAACCAGGUACGAAUGUUGACAUAAAAUUCUUUAGAGAGUUCAUGUAUGCAAUAUCAAACUUCAGCGACCUUCAAAUUGUUGACUUCUCCGCCUUCUUCAGAAACCGUAGAAAUGUUUCUGGUUCUAUGUAGUGACCAUCUUUCCAAUUAAUUAACAGAUGGGUGUUACCUUAUUUGAGAUUAAUUAAGCUUUUCUUUUAACAGUAAUGUUGGUUUGUGGGUAUAUCUAUAUACAUAUAAAAAUAACAAAAAACAUUUCUAUCAAUCUGUAGAUAUUUUUCUUGUAAUAUAUUCAAUAUUUGUGAUGUAUAUCUUUUAAUAUCGUUUUUCGUAUCUAUUUUAGGUAAAGUUACAUUUGUUUAUGUUUUAUGUGUCUGUAAAAUAUUUGUUUCGCUCGUUGUGACUUUAACAUCUCUAUAGUAAUCGUUGGGGUAUACCCCUAUUUAUCAAUUAUGAACUUUUGUUGAGGUGAAUAUGUUGUUAUAUGGCAAGAGUCCAAAAGUGAUAUUGACCGAAACAGUCAAUAUCCCUUUUCCAUUUCUGUCAAAACUACACUUUUACCGUAAUUGAUAAAUUGGGAUGCUAUAAUAGAUGCUUAAUAGUGUUUUGUGCAUAGUAGAACUAUGAAAAUUGUACAGAAGGUGUUGCGUUUGACAGAGAGCAUUGUGACUUUUCAAUUAAAGUGACGUCAUAUAGUGAAUAUGGACCUGCUGUUUCCAAAAAUAGUAACUUCGAAUCAAAAUUACAAAACCUUCGACCACCGUGUGAACCUGAUCCAACUAACGAGGAUGUUGGGGGAAAAGGUUGUCGUCAAAUAUAACUUAUUUGUAUCAUGUGAUUACAAAAACAUUCAAUGAAGUAAAUUCAGUAUAUAAAUUUUCUUUAUGGCACACGCGAAUUGAACUCUUUCGCUACGUUGAUUGGCUGGUUUCGUGUGAAUUGUAUUCAUACGCGUGAGAACGACCUGCUUCCUUUUGCUAUCAAUGACUACUUUGUUCUAGACGAUUAUUAAAAUCACUGUUUAAGGGGGAUAUGAAAGAGUCUAAUAUUGAUCUGCUGCUCACAUUACAACACUUCAGAUCACUUUUUUUAU
Mizuhopecten yessoensis (Yesso scallop) is the source of this 4120-nucleotide messenger RNA. RefSeq names its product toll-like receptor 13. Gene Ontology annotation, cellular component: membrane. Gene Ontology annotation, molecular function: transmembrane signaling receptor activity; protein binding. Bases 187 to 2256 code for a protein of 689 amino acids. The transcript has 2 exons. Lineage: Eukaryota; Metazoa; Mollusca; Bivalvia; Pectinida; Pectinidae. Gene Ontology annotation, biological process: toll-like receptor signaling pathway; immune response. The record is from RefSeq and is a predicted model, not a curated record.